AUGAAAACCACCAAAAAUUCAAAUGAAUUAAUUAAUUGGGUUGAAGAUUUUAUAUUAGUAAAUAAUAUUAAGUAUUACAAAUAUGAAAAUUUUUAUAAUAUUGAGAAAAUUGGUAACCAAAUUUAUCGUGCAAAUUGUAAAAAUUCGGAACAACAUUUUGUAUUAAAGUCCUUUAAUAUUAUUGACAAUGACAUUUUAAAAGAAGAACUCAUUCAUGAGUUUAAACUUCAAAGUAAAGUUAAUUUUCAUAAUAAUUUAAUUAACUUUUUUGGAAUUACUGAUAAAGAAAAUCAAAAUGGUCAAAUGAAAGAAUAUUUAUUAGUAAUGGAAUAUGCUAACGGUGGUUCCCUUCGAGAUUAUUUGAAAGAAAAUUUUAAUAAUCUUACUUGGAAGGACAAAUAUGAAUUGGCGUACCAGUUAGCAUGUGCUAUAUUAUUUUUACAUGAUAAAGGAAUUGCGUAUCAUGAUUUGUACCCUGGGAAUAUUUUUUUUCAUCAGAAAACCAUCAAAUUAGCCAAUUUUACAUUAUUAAAUAGAAUCAAAAGAGUUUCUGAAAACCAAUCAGGUUCAUUUGAUAAAAUUCUUUAUAUCGACCCAAAAAGGUUAAAUGACAAUAAUGAAUUAAUACAAUCAUAUUCAUUAAAUGAAAAGAGCCAUGUUUACGCUUUUGGAAUGAUUCUAUGGGAAAUAUCAAGUGGUCGACCAUCAUUUGAAGACGAAUCAAAUGAUGCUAAUUUAAUUAAGAAAAUUUUACAGGGUUACAGAGAAACAAACGUUUUAGGUACUCCCGUUGAUUAUUCUAAUUUAUAUACUGAAUGUUGGAAUAAUGAACCAAAUAAAAGACCGACAAUGAGACAAGUGAUUUAUAAAUUAAGAGCAAUGGUUACAAAGUCAACCCAAUUAUUUAAUUCAAGCAAUGUUAUUCGAUCGGAUACUAAUGAUUGUUUAUUGUAUGGAUAUGGAAAAUUGUCUCAUAUGAUCGAAAUAGAACCUACAAUACAACAAAUUCACGAAAACAUAUUUGAAGAAGAUUUAAGUAUCAUAAUUGAUAAAUUUGUUAAUAUUUAUUUUAAGGAAAUAAAUGAAGGAAUAGAAGAAAGUGUAUGUAGGGAAAGUGCUUUCGGUUAUAUUGAUGAUUGCAAAAUUAGUAUACAAGAAAUUUACCAUUGGCUUUUAAUUAAUCAAGAUUGUUCAAAUUCUAUUUAUUUACUUGGAUAUUUUAAUUAUCAUGGAAUUGUAACUGAUAUUAAUAAGGAAAAAGCACUUGAACUUUAUGAAAAAGCUGCAGUAUUAGAAAACAAUAUGGCUCAAUUAAAACUUGUUUAUAUGUAUAAAGAUGGAGAAGUUUGUGAUAGAAAUUAUAAAAAAGCCUUUGAAUUAUCUAAAAAAUUAGCAGAAAUUGGGCUCUUGGGUGGAUUAAAUUUAUUAGGGUAUUGUUAUUGUAGUGGUAUUGGAACUGAAAUCAAUAUGCAAAAGGCAUUUGAAUUAUAUCAAAAGGCAACAAUUUUAGAAAAUCCAAAAGCUCAAUAUAACCUUGCUUUGAUGUAUGAAUUUGGAGAAGGUGUUGAAAUAGAUUUUGAUAAAGCUUUCGAAUUAGCUAAAAAAUCAGCAGAAGGGAAAUAUUUAUUCGGAAUAUCUCUAUUAGGAUGUUAUUAUAAUCUUGGAAUUGGAACUAAUGUUGAUAUAAAAAAGGCAUUUGGAUUAUAUAAAAAAGCAGCUGAUUUAGGGAAUUACGAUGCUCAGUAUCAUCUUGCCUUAUUGUAUGAAUCAGGAAAUGGAGUUGAAAAAGAUAUAAAUAAAGCCAUUUAUUGGUAUAAACAAUCUGCUAAGCAAGGAUUUCAAAAUGCUCAAAUUAAAUUAGAAAACCUACAAGAAUAAAUUCUCUAGAAUUUUCCAUACUUUAUUAUAGGUUAAGUUUAUACAAUUUUAUGUAUUUUUAUUUUAAUUUAUAUUCAAAAUUUAAGAAAAAUAAAUAAAU
Rhizophagus irregularis DAOM 181602=DAOM 197198 is the source of this 1978-nucleotide messenger RNA. RefSeq lists its product as uncharacterized. Lineage: Eukaryota; Fungi; Glomeromycota; Glomeromycetes; Glomerales; Glomeraceae. Gene Ontology annotation, biological process: protein phosphorylation. Gene Ontology annotation, molecular function: protein kinase activity; ATP binding; protein binding. The record is from RefSeq and is a predicted model, not a curated record.